UUUUUUGAACAUUUGCGGGUUUUAAAUUAAAAGGGGAGCUUAAAUAAUAUCAACAUGUAAACAUUUUAUACCGAAUUUAAGGAAAAGAGCCUUUUUUCUAUGGUACUAUGCAAAUUCAGUGGUAAUUUUCAAUUUGCUGGCGGCCCAGGUCAAUAUUAAAAUUAAAAAAUGGGCGAUUCAUUUCUUUGGCCAUAGAAAAAAUUUUAGGGAGCAGCAUCAAGAAAAAACCUACUUUUUUGGGGCAUCCUAAUAUAUAUCUAGUAUGUGCGUGUGUAGAUUUGCGUAUGAAAAAGAUAAGCAAUACAAAUGGAAAGCAACAUUACAAAUAAAAAAAAAAUAGGUACAGCUGCACGUUCAGUAUGAAUUUUUUGCCAGAAACGAGCAGUUAAAAAAAUUAUGGAUUCAAAGUGAGUGCUUUAAAUUAGUAACAAACUUUAUUGCACUACUAUGCAGCAUAAAUCAAAAGGUGGUAAUUUGUGUGCAUUUUCAAUUUCUCUCUCAAUUCUCUCCCUCUUUAGUAUUAUAAACGGUGUUAACCCACCAACAGUGUCGACCACACAUGGCAAGGUGAGAGGUCAAAUGCGCCAAGGCGUCUAUGGUGAUAUUUACUAUAGUUUUGAUGGCAUACCAUACGCUAGGCCACCACUCGGAGACUUGCGCUUUAAAUCACCUCAGCCAGCAGAGCCUUGGCUGGGUGUACGCGAUUGCACCAAGUGCCCACCUAAAUGUAUGCAAUGUAAUCGUUAUACAGGUGUAGCUGAGGGAUCUGAAGAUUGCUUGUAUUUGAAUGUCUACGCGAAGCGACUGCAUUCUGACAGACCACUGCCAGUCAUAGUUUACUUGAUUGGCGGCCGAUUUACAACUGGUCAUGCUUCACGCACUGCCUGGGGCCCGGAUUAUAUUAUGAUGAAAGACGUACUGCUCAUAACCAUUGGAUUUCGCUUGGGUGCUUUAGGCUUUCUGAGCUUCCCCGAACCAGAACUCCAAGUACCCGGCAAUGCUGGACUCAAGGACAUAUUUUUGGCUCUACAAUGGAUCAAGCAGAACUGCAACAAUUUCAACGGUGAUCCCAACAAUAUAACUCUUUUUGGUCACAGCUCAGGCAGCGCCGCGGCACAUUUGCUCAUGCACUUGCCUCAAUGUGAAAAUCUCUUCCACAAAGUCAUACUUAUGUCGGGCACACAAAUGUAUAUACGUAAAGUUCCCCAUCUGGAGUAUCGUUUUGCCAAACAUUUGGGCUAUAACGGGCCAGAUGAUAAUCACAAAAUUCUGGCAUACCUGAAUUCACUCGCACCAGAACGGCUUUGUGAUCUAGAAAUCUGGACCGCAGAGGAAAUGGAACAAGGACAUUUCUUUGUAUUUUCGCUUACAAUCGAAAGUGAACACACACCAGAUGCUAUAAUUACCAAGGAUCCACUUGAUAUGUAUGCCGUUGAUAAAGAGGCUUGGUUUAAUGGUCUACCGCUGGUGUUGGGCAGUAACUCAUUUGAAUCACUAAUGCACUACAAAUACUUCACGAAACAACCAAAGCUAUAUGAGACCUUAAAAGUUCAUCCUGAGUACUUAGUGUCACAUGAGGUGAGAGCAAAAUGUGAGUUGUCAGCGCAACAACAGUUGGCAAGAAAACUUAUACGAUUGCAUUUGGCUGAGAAAGAGUUGAAUAUCGAGCAAGUGUUCGAUGUCAUGCGUCUUUCCUCUUAUGAUUUCAUCUAUCAUCCAGUACAUCGUUUUCUGCAAACGCGUCUCGCGCAAGCAAAUGCGCCCACCUACUUCUAUCGCUUCGAUUACGAUUCGCCUGAUUUCAAUUUGUAUCGCAUAAGGCAUUGUGGACGUGAAGUUCGUGGUGUUUCGCAUGUGGAUGAACUCUCAUAUAUAUUUUUCAUACCAGAUUCUUUCAAAUUGAAACGUGAAUCAAAGGAAUUCCAGAUGAUCGAGUGCAUGGUGGAUUGGAUAACUAGUUUUGCUGUUAAUUCGAAUCCAAAUGGAGUUAAAAUUAAGCCUUUAGUGUGGGAACCGUUAGCAACGGAAGGUGCGCGCUAUUGUCUUAAUAUUAGCGAUGAAUUGAGUUUUAUAGAGUGGCCAGAAGCUGUUACUUGCGCAAUUUGGGACAAGUACUAUAAGGAAGCGGGCAUACGGCUUUUUUAGGGGUAAAUUUUCAAUCAAAACACAAAAAAAAAAAACACAAACAGAUGAGGAAGAAUUCGCAAAACAAAAAACUUUUUUAGAUAUAAACAAAAUAACAAAAACAAAGCAAUGUUUUUUCUAAAGUAAGAAAUAUUUGAGCAAAUUUUCAUGGUAAGAAAUAUUUGAUCCAAUUUAAUGUAAAAGAUGGCUAGACUGUGACGAAGAUAAUCUGCAAGCAAUUGGAGAGAGAGACUGGCGGUCAGUAGCAAAAGAUAGAUAAGCAUGCAACAUAAGAAUGGAGCAAUCCAAAACCCAUCCCCUGUUUAUAGCGCUGACUGAUGAUGAUGAUAAAUGCAGGAAUACCCUGCUGAUUUUUUGAAACAUUCUAUUAAGAACUUAAUAAAAUAUUUUUCAAUGAUUUUUGCAUUUUUUUUCUCUGAAAAAUUAAA
This is a messenger RNA of Anastrepha ludens (Mexican fruit fly), 2573 nucleotides long. Its product is annotated as esterase B1-like. NCBI's taxonomy places the organism in Eukaryota, Metazoa, Arthropoda, Insecta, Diptera, Tephritidae. The coding region runs from base 448 to 2145 and encodes 565 amino acids. The record is from RefSeq and is a predicted model, not a curated record. The transcript has 4 exons.